Molecule: messenger RNA, 1617 nt
Organism: Penicillium canariense
Lineage: Eukaryota; Fungi; Ascomycota; Eurotiomycetes; Eurotiales; Aspergillaceae
Exons: 1
Coding region: 1-1617 (538 amino acids)
Biological process (GO): transmembrane transport; carbohydrate transport
Cellular component (GO): membrane
Molecular function (GO): carbohydrate:proton symporter activity
Source: RefSeq, a predicted model, not a curated record
AUGCGGUGUAUCGAUGAAGAACCAGAAAAAGAGCUCGGCUUCGCCUCUCGUCCGUUGAAUAAUGAUCCCUUGAGGGCAGCAAGAAAGGCAGACUCGACAGGUGCCAUGCUCCGGCUAUCUCUAUGGGUAGCUUUCGCAGCGUGGAUUGCGAACUUCGACAACGGCUAUACUGGCACCAUCUUGAUCAUGCCGUCCUACCGGAAAGCAUUCGGAACUUGUCGAGAAAUCAUGAACCCCACCAAUGGCAAAACUAUUGAGCACUGUUCGAUAACGCCAAUUCAGCAAUCACUUAUUAGCCUCAAUUACCUGUUCAUUGGAAUUGGAGGUGGUCUUUCCGCACUGACAGGAAGAUAUACCGGGCGCCGUGGCGCGAUCCAGAUCGGAUGUGGCCUGGCAAUCAUCGGUGCAGCCGGGAUGUUGGGGACUGGUAGUCAUUCGGGCGGAACGUUUCUUCACUACAUGGUCUGCAAGUGCAUCAGUGCUAUUGGUAUAGGACAGCUUAUUGCCGCUGCGCUCUCUUAUGGCUCGGAAUGCAUCGUUGCCAAUAAGCGAGGCCUUGCCUUGGGACUAUAUAACGUUGGGUUGGCAUUGGGCAACCUUGCAUCUUCGGCAGUGUGUGCGGGCUCCGCACGCCUUGAAUCUGCAAAUAAUUGGCAAUGGAAAACACCCAUACUUUGCCAGAUCCCCUUGGGCAUUCUCCUUGGUGCGGGCAUUCUGAUGUUCCCUGAGUCACCGCGAUGGAUCUUAAACAACGACGAAAAUAGGGAAGAAGAGGCGCGCAGAGCGUUCAGUAUCUUAUACCGCAUACCCGCCGAUUCAUCCGAAAUCACUGCUCAAAUCGAAGAUGUCAAGGCGCAUAUCAAGACUGAGCGCGCUAAUGCCGCCGCCUCCUCUUGGUACGAGAUCUACACGAAACGCCACUUCCGCCGAACGUGGACCUCCGCUUUGAUAAUGAUCGGACUUUCGAUUACUGGCAUUCAAUUUGUACAGCCAUACGCGACUACUUUUCUGAAAGGUGUCGGAAUCAGCAACCCGUACCUCAUCAAUGUGAUAAUCGGUCUAUCGAUCCUCGGCGGGUCGUUCCUUGGGCCCUUCGUCGUGGAAUAUGGCGGACGGCGGUUCGCUAUUCUAUCUGGGUACAGCGCUAUGGCUGUUUGCAUGUUGAUACUGUCCUCAGUAAGCACGGCGCUAGGGGCAAUUGGAAUUUCGAAGAUGAUUGUUGUUAUUUUGCUUUGCGUCUGGUCGUUCGUGUUUGGGGGGACUAUUGCGCCCAGUGCUGGUCUUGCUUCGGUGGAGAUGCACAGCGUGAGGCUUCGCACAUACGGGCAAGCACAUACAACUGUUCUCUACGGCAUCUUCUCCUUCGGCGCGACUUUCUGGACCCCCUACAUGCUCGACACAGAUCAUGGUAACAUGGGUCCCAGAGUGGGAUACUUUUAUGCCGCUGUGACGGUAGUUAUUGGAGUCUUAGUUUGGUUACUGGUGCCUGAGACUGCAAGUUUGACUUUGGAGCAGAUUGAUGAUGUCUUUAAUUCGGGCAUUCGACCAUGGAAGACGUCGACGGCAGCGAAUAAAGCCAUGGUGCGGGACAAAGCUCAAGAAAUGUCGCUUGAGUAG